This is a messenger RNA of Eurypyga helias (sunbittern), 273 nucleotides long. It is a transcript of the gene CCL5, whose product is annotated as chemokine (C-C motif) ligand 5. Bases 1 to 273 code for a protein of 90 amino acids. The transcript has 3 exons. The record is from RefSeq and is a predicted model, not a curated record. Gene Ontology annotation, cellular component: extracellular region. NCBI's taxonomy places the organism in Eukaryota, Metazoa, Chordata, Aves, Eurypygiformes, Eurypygidae. Gene Ontology annotation, biological process: cellular response to tumor necrosis factor; G protein-coupled receptor signaling pathway; inflammatory response. Gene Ontology annotation, molecular function: chemokine activity; CCR chemokine receptor binding.
AUGAACGUCUCUGCAGUGUGCCUCUCCAUCAUCCUCAUCGCUGCCCUCUUUCCUCAGGCCUCUCCGGCUCCAAUUGGGGCUGACACAACUGUGUGCUGCUUCAGCUACACCUUACGAAAGCUGCCCCAGAGUCAUGUGAAGGAUUAUUUCUACACCAGCAGCAAGUGCUCACAGCCAGCAGUUGUGUUCAUCACCAGGAAGGACCGGGAGGUCUGUGCUAACCCUGAUGCCAGGUGGGUGAAGGAAUACGUGAACACCCUGGAGCUUCAGUGA